This is a messenger RNA of Portunus trituberculatus (swimming crab), 2788 nucleotides long. Its product is annotated as JNK-interacting protein 1-like. Gene Ontology annotation, biological process: regulation of JNK cascade. Gene Ontology annotation, cellular component: cytoplasm. The transcript has 9 exons. NCBI's taxonomy places the organism in Eukaryota, Metazoa, Arthropoda, Malacostraca, Decapoda, Portunidae. The record is from RefSeq and is a predicted model, not a curated record. The coding region runs from base 27 to 1685 and encodes 552 amino acids. Gene Ontology annotation, molecular function: protein binding.
CAGAGCGAGUCUACACGUUUUCCAAGAUGGCAGACAGGGAGUUUGAGGAAUUUCGCCAGUAUUUUGAACAGUUGCCGCAACAUAUCAAAGCGCCAUCUAAUUGCUACACGCUGGCCCAUGACAUCACCCUGGAGUCGCCGUCCCCUGAAGACGCCCCGGAUCCACCAGACCCCCCCGGAAAAGCCCCCGGGGGAAGUGCUGGGCGGGCUGGGGUAACUGGGGAGGCACCUGAAGGGAAAUGCUGUUCAGAUGAGGACCACUGCUGCCCUCAGUUGGUAGGGCAGCAAUCCCAGGGGCUCGUACCCUCCCCAGCACCGGAGUCUCCCCCAGGGGCCAGCCUAACCCAUGGUAUACAAGCCUCCCCAAGCCCUAUAUGUGGUUCCCCUGCCCCCCGGAGGCCUCACCCACCCCAUAGUGCACAGCUAGCCCCCUCCGGCCCCUCCAGUAUGGACAGCGUGGGCAGUGGGGACCUGGGGGACGUUAGCACAGGGGAGUUUUUCACAGGGGAGCUGGAGGAGUUAGAGGAAGGCCACGCGUCUCCCACAGGGGUAGAGGAGGAGAUGGAGGGCGAGGAAGACCCCCACGGCAGCCCCCAGUGGGACCAUCCCCCGGGGGAGAGGAAAAGGAGACGUCUUCCGGAGAUACCCAAGAAUAAGAAGUCCUUCAGUACGGCGACCAUCCUGGCUCUGCGCACCCCGAACCUGGCGGAGGAGCUGCAGGAGGCGGAGUCAGGCGUGGCGUCCCGGAGCAGCACGCCUGAUGUUGCAGCCCCGCCCACGCCUCAGCACCACGCCCACGCCUCCUCCGAUGCCGCCAAUCCUAUCCUCGUGCUAAAGUGCCACGCCUUCGUCAGGGACGACAGCUCCUCCCCAGACUCCGAGCUUCGCCUCCCCGCCACGGACAUUGAUUCAGGGCACUCGACACAGCACUCCCCAGAUGGCCCCAAGUCUAUGUCUCCGCUGGCCACUGUUAAUGGCUCUCUUUCCCCAGGCUCUCCAAACAGCGGCGGGGUUCCCUUCUCUCAGCUGAGCCUAUUGGAAGCCACACAUCGAGGACUCUACCGCUUCAUUCCUAGACAUCACGACGAAGUACAUAUCGAGAUUGGUGAUCCUGUUUACGUGCAGAGAGAAGCAGAUGACUUGUGGUGCGAAGGCGUCAACCUCAGGACAGGCCGGCAAGGUAUCUUCCCCGCAGCGCAUGUGACGGAUGUAGACUAUUCAGAUUUCGACCCAACAGUGCCCAAAGUGAAAAAGGAGCGGUACCUUCUCAGCUACCUGGGCUCCAUUGAAACGCUGUGUCAUAAGGGGAACCAGGUGUUGUGUCAAGCUGUGAGGAAAAUAGCAGGGGGGGAGGAGUCGGCCCAGCACCCCCACCCCUGCAUCCUGGAAGUGUCUGACCAAGGCAUUCGUAUGGUGGAUAAGAGAAAACCAGCGCCCAACCAAGCUCCCUGUCACGACUAUUUCUACCACCUGAAGCACGUGUCUUUCUGCGCCUUCCACCCCAAGGACCACCGCUACUUCGGCUUCAUCACCAAGCACCCCACCAGCCAACGCUUCGCCUGCCACAUCUUCAAGAGCUCAGACAGUACCAGACCCGUUGCCGAGGCUGUGGGACGAGCCUUCCAAAGAUUCUACCAAAAGUUCAUUGAGACAGCAUAUCCCAUAGAAGACAUUUACUUGGAAUAGCAGCGCCUCCCCAGUGCCCCAGCCAGCGUCACCCCAGCGUCACCCCAGCAUCACCCCAGCAUCCCAGCAUCACCCCAGCACCCCAAGAUAACCCCAGCGUCACCCCAACGUCACCCAUCAGCUCCCCUUUGAGAGAAACAGCUGGUGAAGUGAGACAAGAGGCGGAGGAAGGGGGUGGGGGUGCAACUUUGAUCUGGUAACACUGGGAAGAUUUCAAAAAGGCAGCUGGAAAGAGGUGGCCUUGUAGAGAGAAAGAGAGAGAGAGUGAGAAAGAGAGAGAGAGAUUACAAUUUUCUUUUUCUUCCAAACUUAAAAGAGAGAAAAAAUAAUAAUAAUAAUAAUAAUAAUAAUAUUUUGUUUAUUAUUGUUUCUAUAUAAAAACUUCAACAAAAAAAAAAAACAACGGACGGUAAUAAUAGUAAAGACAAUAAGAAGACUUUCAAAGAUAGUCUUACAAUAUGAAUCCCAUUAUAAUCUUACCAACACAAAAUAUCAUUCCAAACGCUUUCCCUCUUCCUCAUCUUCUUUUCUUCAUCUUCUUCAUCUUCUUCAUCUUGUUUAGUUUUCCAGUGUUGUUUGAUUUUCUCUGCCGCCUUGGAUGUCUCAUUUUCUCCCUCCUCCUCCUCUUCCUUGUCUUCCUUCUCGUGAUUCUCCUCGUUCUCAUCUUCCUCUUUCUCGCCACCCUCCUCCUCCUCCUCUUAUUUCUCUUCCAAGAUCCUGUUGUUCUUAACCCACGAGAUAUUUUGAGUGUUGUUUUCCUCAUCCUCUUUUUCUUUUUCCUCAUGCCUAUAAAAAUAUUCAUCUUUUAUCUUUUCUUCCUCCUCUUCGUUAUUCAUGUUAUCAUCCCCUUCAUUGACUCGAUCAGAGCCUUUUAAACACACACACACACACACACACACACACACACACACACAGUAGUGAUAGUAACAAACGCACAAUUAUUUUAAAAAGUCAAAUUUAUAGAUCGAAAGAGUGAAGGAUAAAUGAAAAAAAUGAAAUUGUUUGGUGGGAAGGAAGAGAGAAUCAGUCAGUCAGUCAGUCAGUUAGUCAGUCAGGUAGUCAGUCAAUCAGUCAGUCAGUUAGUUAUUCAUUCAGUCAGUCAG